ACGGUGCAGUCGUAAAUUCCUUUUUUGCCAUCUGCAGUUAUUUUAAGCUUUAAUGAUUCUCAUCUAGUAUUCACCUGAUUGCUGUUCAUGUUAUUCACAGAGUUUAGCAAGGUAUGGCAGACAAAAGCUAGCGGUUGAAAUCCUCGCUGAAUUACUUCUAAUUGCGAUACGGUGCAAGCGAUGAAGCUGAAAGAUCGGCUCCUUCACACACAUUUGUGUAUGUUUUUGAGCAUUUUUAAAGGACGAUAACAUACAGAAUCGAACAGAUCACUGCCGUUUUCGUUGUGGAUUUGGCUUGAGACAGGUUCGGGGUAUCCCAGUACUGUACUGUAAUAAGUAGGUUACGCGAUGAUGCGCUGGCAUUGGACUUGAGAAGAAUCGAACACAGUGAACGCGCAACUCAUUUUUACGCUUUUUGACCAAUCCUCUCACGUGGGCUUUUUUGGUCGCAUCAGUGGUUCUUAGAAGGGGUUAACGAUUUUAGCUUUUCAGGUAGACCGACGUUUAGACGGUGUAACGCUGACAUAUUCAUUGCUGCUUUUUAUUACGUGUCAGUGUGAAGUGUACUCGCCCACUAAGAAAAAACUGAGAGAGAAGGGAAAAGGAAAGCGACUAAUAUCGCAUGUGUCCAACGGUGAAGAGGCUCUGUUUGGACGUUUCAUCUGCCGAUCGUUUUUCCCAGUUUUUCAUAAUGAACAGAGCAAUGGCAACCUGCUGGAUGGUUAUCCUCCUUGCAGCCUUCCUGAGUGAAACGGUCCUCUCAAAAGGUGGAAGAGGAGGAGCUAGAGGUGCGGCACGUGGAGCAGCUCGUGGUGCUCGAGCACGUGUAAAAGCUACAAGAUAUAGCUCAUCUGGUUCACCCGUAAGAGUGGCAGCAGCAGCUGCGGCGGGGUCAGCAGCUGGAGUUGCUGCAGGAGGAUGGAUGUCCUCAUCUCAUUUUAAUUCUGAUGACAGCUCUGAGAAUUUUGGGGAUGACAGGCAGUAUAGGAACAGAACUGAUGGAGACUACAGCUAUAUGGCCCACACCUCAUCCUCAGAGCAACACAUCUACUCUUUUAAAUCCAUCUUCUCAGCCCUGCUUUUGAUGAAUAUCUUGACAUAUGUGAGCAUCUAAACAUAGUAUAUAAAAUGGAAGCCUUUAUAGAAAAAGGCAUGUUAGGUCUAGUCAAUCAUUUAGGAUCUCAUUAAAUAUCUUCUAGUGACUGAAAAAUGUUUAUACACCUUUUACAAUUUUAUAUAAAGCAAGAAACAAGUUCUCAUCUCUAUAGUCCCAAUAUAAUUCCUACUUUUUCAUACCUAAAUGUCUAUUACCUCUUGAAGGAAACCUAAACUGCAUCAUAUAAUAAAAACCUAGCAGAGUCAUGGGAAAGGCUGAAGAUUUUUUUUUUGAGUAAAUAUUUAACCAAUGUAGUGUUUAGUCUUGUGUUUUAUAAAAAUAUCUUUACAUCUUUUACCAAUGAACAAGGCAUUUUAUAGCACAGUACUUAAGUGUUUGGCAAACAAGUUUUCUUUUUCAAAUAAUAAAAAUAUUU
Erpetoichthys calabaricus (reedfish) is the source of this 1532-nucleotide messenger RNA. RefSeq names its product shadow of prion protein (gene sprn). The transcript is spliced from 2 exons. The coding region runs from base 623 to 1114 and encodes 163 amino acids. Gene Ontology annotation, cellular component: membrane. The record is from RefSeq and is a predicted model, not a curated record. Lineage: Eukaryota; Metazoa; Chordata; Cladistia; Polypteriformes; Polypteridae.